AUGCGGUGGUCUUUGCUGUUCACCUUAAUAGUCUCCCUGUUCCUACUGGGGACAUUGGCAGCGCCAACUUCAGGCCCGGGACGACGCGAUAUUGGAGGCGCCAACCUUGAGGCUAGACAGGAAAACGAAACGGAUCCUACAACUGAGAAUGCUACCGAGGCUACAACCGCAACUCAAACAGAUGCGUCAAAAACAGUAACCGAUGCAUCUACAGCUACCGAAGCUACAGCGACAGAUGCUACUGCCUCGACUACCAGCUCGACCGCUGCUACAACCAAUGCCACGACCAAUGCUACGACGACGACUUCUGCUGCUUCUGCUACCUCGACUGUUCCCUCGCUCGACGGAACAACUCCAUCUUCUCAGCAGCAAACCGCAAAUUCCUCUAGACCAACCUACUCUGGCGGUCUGCCAAUCAAACCGACCAUCACGCCGGCAUGGGGUGUUGGGGGAUUUAUAUUAAUAGCACUGGGGGCUGUUCUGACUUUCAUUGGUGUCCGCAAACAAUGGGUCCAAAUCUUCCUCUCGACUGCACUCCUUAGCGCUUUGGGAGUUACCGUCCUCAUUAUCUAUGUAAUGAGCCCACCGGUCAGCAACGCCGUGCAGGGCGGCUAUCUCGUCGCCGCCUUCUUCACCGGCGCUGUGUUCGGUGGCCUAUCGCUCGUCUUCAGAGAAAUCUGCGAGGGAUUGGGCUGUCUUCUGGGCGGUUUCUGUCUGAGCAUGUGGCUCCUUUCCUUGAAAUCCGGCGGUCUUCUUACCGAGGGCGGCCCCAAGGCCGGCAUGAUCAUUGCCUUUACCGUGGGAUUCUACUCCCUAUCAUUCAGCCACUAUACACGGCCAUACGGGCUGAUCGGGUGCACGUCGUUCGCCGGUGCAACUGCCCUGGUUCUUGGGAUUGAUUGCUACAGCAGAGCUGGACUGAAAGAGUUCUGGUUAUAUAUUUGGGGAUUGAACCAAAACGCCUUCCCUCUCAGAACGAAUACCUAUCCCGUCACACGUGGUAUUCGUGUUGAGCUCGCCGCCACUAUUAUUAUUGCUGUUCUCGGGGUAAUCUCCCAGGUCAGACUUUGGAACCUCAUCAAGGAACGCAGAGCCAAGGAAGAAAAUGCCCGCCGGGAACGCACCAGAAAGAUCGAAGAAGAAGAUGCCGAAGUCGGUCGCCGCCUCGAGGAAAAGAACAUCCAAGACCGCGCUGAAUGGGAACUCAUUUACGGAAACGGAAAGCCGGAUGGCAAGACUGUCUCGGUUUCGGAGACUGCUGUCGGUGACUCCCGACGGGGGUCGGAUGGGUUCGAGUCAUCUGAGAACGGCAAGGAGGGUGAUAUCGAGCUGAAGGAGAUGCCCAGCCCGAAUGCUUCUGGUAAUGCCUCUGACAAGGAGAAGAACCGUCAGGGUGAAAACGAUGCUCGUGAACUCGAGGCUGUGCCGGAGGAGGAUUCAUCCCAGCAGGGUCAGUCACGGGAUGCAGAUGAGGAAAAGGGGGCCGAGAAGGAGCGUCAAUCUAAAGAAAAGACCCCGAGACCUACUACACCUGUUAUUACUCAUGUUCUUGGUGAGGGCAAUGAUGACUCCUCUGAGCAUGGUGCUGAAAUCGGCUCGGAGGUUGGUACGCCGCGCUCCAAACGGUUUUCUGGCAGAGAAAUGUUGAACCGGCUCUCUUGGCGGAACAGCAACGGUGUGGUGAUUGUUUCACAGUCUCAGGAGAAUCUGGUGGCUCAUGAUGAUGCCAGUUCUUCUGUACGGGGAGUCGUGGAUGAUCUCCAUGAGGUGAGCGUUGGUUGUCCGAGUGUUAUCUCGGAUGCGGAUGUUCACGACCAUGAGCAAACGCAGAAAGAAAUUAAGGCCGAGCUAGCUCCAGAGCAGGACUCCGCGGAUGCGGAGAUUAUGUCAAAUGUUGGUUCACCAACUGUCCAAGAUGCUGGACUCCGUUUCGAUAUGGCCACAGCCCAAACAGACGCCGAGAAAGUGAUCACCGAAGAUACCACUGUCAGCCAGCCUGUUCAGCAGGUGUCUCCCGUCGAGAGCACUGUUAUUGCCGACAGUUCUUCUGAGAAUUCUGGCGUUUCCGAAGUGUCAGAGAAGCCCCAAUCGCCGGAAACCCCCGCAACAGAUGUUCAAGGAGACAUUCCAGAUGCUUCAGGGAAGACCGAGGAAGUCAAGUCCACAGCUACAUUGGAGCCAUCACCUUUGAACGAUACUGAAGGGGGGAAGGUGGACGAGACCAAUGAAGAUCUACCUCCUACUACUAAAACCGUUAAAGCUGAGUCUAUCCCUGAAUCGAAAGUUGUAUCUUUGCCCGAGCCCAAGGUUGAGCCAGAGAUCAAAGUGCUCAGGAAACUGGAUGCAUCAACCGUCAAAUGCAUCCCUGAGCAAACAUCACGAGUGAUUCACUCGUACCGCACAAACGAAUGGGCCAAGCAUCUCGCAGAUGCUGAAACUCCUGAGAUGGAGCCAAUUGAGUCCGAACCUGAACCGGAGGCAGAAGACUCAGAGGAAGUUUGCGAGACUGCAGCAUUUGUCGAUGUAGGCGGUCUUCUCCAGACGCCUCUUACUGCACAACCACCACCAAUCGUGAACAGACCUGAAUUUGAUGAUAUGGAAAAUCAACAAUCUGCCUACGUCUCACCGUUACCCUCGCCGGAUAUUCCCCAAUCCAAGACGCGGACAGGCCCCCAAGGUCUCACCAAAGCGAAUCCAACUUUAAGCCGGAACAACUCGACAGCUUCAGUCAACAUGCUUCGAUCAUCUUCUGGCCCUCUUCCAACUCGGGAAUCGGGGUUGGCGUCGAUGCGCAGCACAUCGACUCCCCUGCUGACAAUCACUACUCCCAACGAGCCCAAAGAAACAGGGCCAUCACCACGCUGGAACGGACCACCUCCUCUCCUCGCAGUCCGCCAGAACAUGGUCCGAAACCGCAUGUCGUCAACAUCAGACCGCUUCGAUCCCUGGGCCGCACGGAACCUAUCCCGCCAGUCCCUACCUGAAAUGGCCCACCUUGUCUCCCCGAUUUCACCACCGCUCUCCAUCCCCGAAGAAACGGAGAUAGAACACGAACAAGCCCAACCCAACGACGACGACAUUCCACUUUCCAAGCGGCGUGCCCUGCUCCAACGCCAAACUGUGCAGUCCCCAUCUGCAUUAACACUGGACAACCUCGAGGCUGCCCAAUCCCCUGGAUACUUCCAGCCAGCUCCCGCCGAGCUGAACCGGUCUGCAUCAAGAAUGGCAGCGUGGCGACAAUCGGUCCGCGAAGAUAUCACUCAAAAAAGAGAUCCUUUGGCCAUCCAGUCCCAGCCCCUCAGCCCGGUCAGUCCCCCCGACCAGCGGCGCAGUACAUGGAAUUCUGUGCAGCAGAUGCGCGACGCCUCGUCUAUUCAGCUGGGCGAUGCCAUUGCAGACGGCAUGCAGCGUGGCAACAUGACGGAUCUACACCGUCAGGCAAUGCGGCGGCACUUUUUCCUUGGCCGAUCUCCAUCUCCGCUUUCUCCCCAUCUCCUUUCUCCCCUCAAAACGGCGUCCUUAAAAAUCCCCAGACCUCUAAGGGAGGAAGAAACACACUGUUAUCCACAACAAUUCCUAACCGGGCCAUCAACCAAUCGCGCCCCCGUGGAGUCAACUCCGUCAUUUGUUCGCGCCCAGCGGCGACAGUGCGUCCCGAUCUCUGGCCCGCCGUCGCUUCUCCGCCCACCAGCAGUCCGGCUCGCAAACCCAGUCAAUUACGUCCCACGAAUAACCCCAAUAACCGUCCGCCCACACCAAUCCGACGAAAGCCUCCCACUAGGCUUCGGCCACUCACGCGACGCCCAUCCCCUCCUCAGCGUCCCAGAGCGACGUCGCAGUCGCCUAACCCCAUCCCCAAGCAGCCUGCUCGUCGAGCGCAGCCAGGGGGAAACAGAAAGUGGCCGGACUAGCAUUGCCCUACCGCGACGACACCGCCGCAGCGAAGACUUCAACGAAAUGGCCGCCGCGUUCGCGGGCAGCGCAGCGCGCGAUACGGAGAACCUGCGUCCUCCCGAAGCUGUCCACCUCACGCAAAACGGCACUCGUCAGAAUGAUCGCCCCCGCCACGCCCAGUCGCAGACUUCCCUCCGCUCCCAGUCUCAGAUUGCUUCUGUGCCCUCGCAUACCGGUCAGCCGCAGGCAGAUGUUGCGGAGGAGCUUGCUUGGGGUCCGGCUCAUCCUUGCUUCCCGCAUGUUAAUCCCCAUGUGCCUGUCGGGUCGAGGGAGCAUAUGACAACGCGGGUGAUUCGUAUCCGGCGCGACUGGAUGAUUAAGGGUGAUUUGGCGCCGACGUUUUCGAAUCUGUAUCCUGAGAUUCUGGAUCCGUUGUUGUCGGAGCAGGAGUUCCGUCGGGUGAUUUCUACCGUCAAUGAUGGUAUUAUCAAGGCCUUUGAUCCGUUCAGUUUUCGGAAUUGGUUUGAUGGCGCGGUGGGUUUGUUGACUGGUUGGGUAUGGGAUGAUCUCAAUGGUCCCGCGACGAAAAGCCAGCUGCAGCAUGUUGAGGCUUGGCUGGAGAAUUGGAAUCGUGAGGUCGGUGCUAAGGAUGGUGUUCAUAUCUGGAGCUUGAGGCGGACGGCGUACAUGUCCCUUGACAUCCAGAUUCCCGAUCCAAAGGUUGGUAUCGUACCCAGUGAAGCACCUUCGGCUCCUAAUACCAGGCCAAGUACUGGUAUUGGGGCUGGGUCUUGA
Molecule: messenger RNA, 4689 nt
Organism: Penicillium mononematosum
Lineage: Eukaryota; Fungi; Ascomycota; Eurotiomycetes; Eurotiales; Aspergillaceae
Exons: 5
Coding region: 1-4689 (1562 amino acids)
Source: RefSeq, a predicted model, not a curated record